GAACGGUGCUCCACCUCCGACGCUGUAUUUCUCUUUAUACAUCCAUGCUUGCUAAAUUCUGCACUCCGUAUGUGUGAAAAUGUUAACCAUUCCUACGUUUUGAUAUCACAUAUGCAGUCACGGUCAGCGCUUUUAUAGCCACGAGAUCAAUGACGGCUUUGGUCAGCCAUGGCUGUCGUGUCAUGGAAGGAAAUUUUACUUUUGACUGGACUGGUGGUGGGAUGUUACUGGAACAGUCUGUCCUGCGGCUUUGUGUUUGAUGAUGUCUCAGCAAUCCUUGACAACAAGGACCUACGACCCUCAACCCCUCUCCGCAACCUAUUCCUCAAUGACUUCUGGGGAACACCCAUGUCUGAGGAGCGGAGCCAUAAAUCUUACCGACCCUUGACGGUACUCACCUUUCGACUGAACUACCUCUUCAGUGAGCUGAGCGCAGCCUCCUACCAUCUUCUCAAUGUUGUUUUACACGCCGUAGUGUGUGUGCUGUUCCUGCGAGUGUGCCGGUUGUUCCUGGACAACACUUCCAGCUUGGUGGCAGCAUUGCUGUUUGCUGUGCACCCCAUCCACACUGAAGCUGUCACAGGCGUGGUGGGUCGAGCAGAACUUCUUUCCUCCAUCUUUCUCCUGGCUGCUUUCCUGGCCUACACAAAAUCCACAGGGAGAGACCACUCCAUUGUUUGGGCUCCCAUCGCUGUGACGGUGGUUCUAGUGGCUGCAGCGACACUAUGCAAGGAGCAGGGAAUCACUGUGGUCGGCAUCUGCUGUGUCCAUGAAGUGUUUGUUGCACAAGGGUUUACCUUGCCCAUGCUGCUGGACACACUGCGGCAAGUGCUGCAGGGUAAAGACGGUUUCCCCUACGCUAUCCUGCAGACUCUGCUGAAGCUCAUCGUCCUCAUCAUCAGCACACUGCUGCUCGUCAUCGUCAGGGUGCAAAUCAUCCAGUCGCAGCUCCCUGUCUUCACCAGAUUUGAUAACCCGGCCGCCGUCAGCGUCAUUCCCACGAGACAACUGACCUUCAACUAUCUUCUCCCUGUGAAUGCGUGGCUUCUGCUGAAUCCCUCGGAGCUCUGCUGCGACUGGACCAUGGGCACCAUCCCUCUGGUGGAGUCAGUCCUAGACCACCGUAACCUGGCCACCCUGGUGUUCUACACCUUUCUGGGCCUGCUAGCGUACCACAGCCUGCGCUACAGCCACAGCUCCUCAAAGACCGUCAUCAUGGCCCUGUCCUUCAUCGUCCUGCCUUUCAUCCCUGCGUCAAACCUCUUCUUCCCCGUGGGGUUCGUGGUGGCGGAGAGGGUCCUCUAUGUGCCCAGUAUGGGCUUCUGUGUUCUCGUUGCACAUGGAUUCAAGAUCAUCUCACAUAAAGGGUACUUUAAGAAGAUGUCCUGGUUGGUAAUCGGGGUGCUCCUGGCCACACACGCAGUGAAAACGUUUAACAGGAAUUGGGACUGGGAGUCUGAGUAUACCCUGUUCACCUCUGCCCUGAAGGUCAACAAGAACAACGCCAAGCUGUGGAAUAAUGUUGGUCACGCUCUGGAAAACCAAAACAAUUACGCCAGGGCUCUGCGGUACUUUCUCCAGGCUACACGCGUCCAGCCGGAUGACAUUGGUGCUCACAUGAAUGUUGGAAGGACCUACAAGAACUUGAACAAGUCCAAAGAGGCAGAAGAUGCGUACUUGAUUGCCAAAUCCCUCAUGCCACAGGUUAUUCCAGGUAAGAAGUACGCGACUCGUGUGGCCCCUAACCAUCUGAACGUUUACAUAAACCUAGCUAAUCUGAUACGGGCCAACGAAUCGAGGCUGGAGGAAGCCGACCAGCUCUACCGACAAGCCAUCAGCAUGAGGCCAGACUUCAAACAAGCCUACAUCAGCAGAGGGGAGCUGCUUUUGAAGAUGAACAAGCUGACAGAAGCACGGGACGCUUACCUCCGAGCCUUGGAGCUUGAUCGCACCAACGCUGACCUGUGGUACAACCUGGCCAUCGUCAACAUCGAGAUGAAAGACCCAUCGGAGGCUCUGAAGAACUUCAAUCACGCCCUGGAGCUGAACCCACGCCACAAACUGGCGCUCUUCAACUCAGCGCUUCUGAUGCAAGAGUCUGGUGAGCCAAAGUUCUGGCCCGAGGCGAACCGUCGCUUCCUGAUCUACGUGGAAGAAGAGCCCCAAGACGCCAACGGCUACUUCAACCUGGGCAUGCUGGCCAUGGACGCCAAUGAAAACGUGGCGGCCGAGCAGUGGAUGAAGAAAGCCAUCAGUUUGCAGCAGGGCUUCCGCAGCGCCCUGUUUAACCUGGCGCUGCUUUACUCUCAGUCCAAACGCGAGAUAGACGCGCUGCCCGCGUUGGAUGAGCUGCUGCGGCACCACCCGGAGCACAUCAAGGGCCUCAUCCUGAAGGGCGACAUCCUCAUGAACCACAAGAAGGACACGAAUGGCGCCAAAGGCUGCUUCGAGCGAAUCCUCAGCAUGGACCCCACCAAUGUGCAAGGCAAGCACAACCUGUGCGUGGUGUACUUCGAGGAGCGCGACCUGCCGCGGGCCGAGCGCUGCCUGGAGGAAACGCUGGCCCUGGCGCCCAACGAGGAGUACGUGCGACGCCACUUGAGCAUCGUUCGCAGCAAGAUGGCAGCGAUGAGCGCAGCAGGGCAGCCGCUCACCGCAGCAGGGGGGGGGGACACCGCGGCUGUUCAGGAGGAAAAGCCAAAGGGAGUGGAGGACAGGGAGGAGGAAGUGUCUGAGGGUGAGGAGGAAGGGAGGGGUGCUGAUGCCGUAGGGAAGGGGACUGGGAAUGAGAAGAAUGUGCGGAAAUCCUCCACAGAGAGUCUCGGAGGUGUAGGCGUCGACCAAUCGGAGUCUUUGGACAGUAGCCAGUCUGACAAGCGGACUAAGGGUAAGUCCACUAAAGAGAUUACAGAUAUAGAGGAGAAACGAGCAGCCGCCCUGAAGAGACUGGAGGAGAUCGAGCGCAUAUUGAGUGGUGAUUGACAGGGUUGUAAUUUAUAGCUGGACUACUUUUAUAGCGCUCCGGGAUAAGACUGCAUUUCCCAGUGUGUACUCUUAUUUACACCCUUUUUGAUUGACUCCCUCGUUUGCAGGCUGCUCCACAUGUUCUGAUUUGACACUAAUCAUGUAAAGAAGGGAAAUCUGCACACGUAACAAUAAGCACAAAUUGGGAUGAUCUAUUUAAAACCAGACGUGUGCUUCAUCUGAAUGUCCACAUAUCUGCCAUAGUUAUAAAUAUGAGUUGUUUUUCUCUGUGUAGUCCUUGUUUAUCACUGGAUAAUAUGUGACUCACUCCUAUGAGUGAUUGUCUUUAAAAACAGAAUGAUUGUAUCCCGAACAAUUAAAGGAAGUGACGCGUUACCAGAUUUCCUCAAGGCAAGGAUGAUAAGUGUGCCUCAGAAUAACACCGAGAGUAUUUUCUCUCGCACAAAACUAAUCUCCAUUGAUCUCGCUCUGCGCUUCCUGCCACUACAUCAUCAUCCUCACAGCUGCCUUUCCACCAAAUGUAAUUGUGAUGGCAGCUAAAAGACUAUUAUCUCACUCCCUUCGUCACAUUAGCCAUCUCAUCUCUGUCCGCCAGACUUGAGACACCACAGCCACGGUGGAGAUUUAGGUGUGUCCCACUCUUCUACCCCCCACACACACGCACACAUAAUUGUAUGCGACGGUCAACUAUGACGCACGCUCAUCCUCCGCAUCAUGUGUUCCUCAUUUUCAAGUUCCUUCGAAUCUACAGGAGGAAUUAUCACAGCACGUUUGCAGAAAACAGAUCUCCACAUUCAUCCCGCUCCGCAGCAGGGACCGACUAACGUUGGGUUGUUCCACAUUGAAGUUUUUAAUCGCCUUUGUGUUCACUUCCUGCAGCAUUCGUUCUUGUGAUCCCUCUAAAUCACAGAAUACUCGAGCUGGAAGGAAUCGAUUGUGCGUUAAGAAUCCAGAAAGGCUUGUCUUUGAAGAUACUGCGUGGCUCACAUAUUCCUAUAAUCGAUUAUUAAAAGAGUUUUGUUACGAAUAAAACGUAGAUACUUCUUCAGAGUGUUUCCUGCAGAAUUACAUCACAGACCUCUGCCAUCGUUUAUUUUCUAAUGAGAGAAAUUGGGAUUUCUUGAAGUCACGGAAAAUUAAGGAAAAGUAUAAAGUAAAAUCUGCUCAUUUGCAUGAUGUGUUUUCACGUCUAAAAACGCCAUAAUCUUCAACACUUAACUCUGCUUUCAUCCCAUCAUUCUUCACAUGUUUAUCAUCGUACAGCAGACUGAAGAAGGUCUGGACAUUAUAACCCUUAUGAACAUACUGAAGAGGAUUAGGGCCACACAUUUUUUGGGUCAAAAUUCUGACUUUAAACUCAAAAUUCGACAAAAAAUUCACUUUUGCGCCCAAAGGAAAUGUCACGUGACCCCAACCCUCUACCGUAUGAACCAAAUCACAAUUUUUACUUCUGAAUCAUGAAAUGCCAAACGCUUCACGUGCCCCAUCCUGACUUCCUCGACAGUUCCCAAUGUCAUUUAAGACCGCUCUAGGCGUCGACACGACAUAACUCUAUCAUGCUCCUGUUAAACACCUAGUGCCGGAGGAUUUAUAAAGCCUACAUUAUACCUGAUGUAAACAACACAGCAGCGUCCUGAUUCGACUCGAGUCGUGAGCAGACACUAGGACCCGAAAAAGUCAACAAUGUUGGAUUUGUGACGCUCAGAAUAAAGCGAUUUCAGUCCGUCUUCCUCUCGGGAUGAUCAUCAGAACUCCUGUUUUUGCGUCACAUUACAAUAACGGUAUGCUGACCCUCUCUGCUCGACUGAAAGGAAAGUAGUCUGAUUACUUUACAGCGGUGGUACUAAGGAGCCUUGCUAUGCAUCCACCUUUACAGUGAACUUGUAUCCAGUGUUAUUUAUUACGUUCAUGCCCUGCAAAUGCUGUAGAUGUAUUCUUUUUGUUAACCGGUUGCUUUGCAUUUACGGUGCAUUAUGUUAAAUGUCCUGUCACUAAUAAACCAUAGAUGUUUUUCACUUUGAAACACCAGAGCCAUGUCAGUGUUAAACACGUGUGUGUGAUAUCCAAUCAAACGUGGUACAGCGUUGAAUGAGGAGACAUGCAGUUUGUACAUUUAUUUCGCUGAGUGGCUGGUUUUUGUACUAUUUCUUUUUAUGCAAUAACCCUUGGUGGUGGUGGUGG
This is a messenger RNA of Eleginops maclovinus (Patagonian blennie), 5166 nucleotides long. It is a transcript of the gene tmtc3, whose product is annotated as transmembrane O-mannosyltransferase targeting cadherins 3. The transcript has 14 exons. Gene Ontology annotation, cellular component: endoplasmic reticulum. Gene Ontology annotation, biological process: protein O-linked glycosylation via mannose. Gene Ontology annotation, molecular function: protein binding; mannosyltransferase activity. Lineage: Eukaryota; Metazoa; Chordata; Actinopteri; Perciformes; Eleginopidae. The coding region runs from base 169 to 2982 and encodes 937 amino acids. The record is from RefSeq and is a predicted model, not a curated record.